This is a messenger RNA of Cantharellus anzutake, 1215 nucleotides long. RefSeq names its product Mg2+ transporter protein cora-like protein. Gene Ontology annotation, cellular component: mitochondrial inner membrane. The transcript has 11 exons. NCBI's taxonomy places the organism in Eukaryota, Fungi, Basidiomycota, Agaricomycetes, Cantharellales, Hydnaceae. Gene Ontology annotation, molecular function: magnesium ion transmembrane transporter activity. The record is from RefSeq and is a predicted model, not a curated record. Gene Ontology annotation, biological process: mitochondrial magnesium ion transmembrane transport. The coding region runs from base 1 to 1215 and encodes 404 amino acids.
AUGCCUGGGCCGCUUUCUCGGCUAUCCAAUCUCAGAUUGUUUUGGCGAAAGAAGGAUCAGACAUACAGGACCACGCUGCCACCAUCCGAUGAAGAAUCAGCCAGGGAUCAGAUCCUUGAGAGGGCCUUGAAAGGCCGAUCAUCUUCUGCUCAAAACCUCCUAAUGCGAUGUACUGUUCUUGAUUCUUCCGGAAACGUUUCCCAGACCUCUGGCGAGUUUAAAAAGUCGGAUUUGUCCACCCAGCACAGUUUACAUCCCCGGGAUUUGCGCAAGAUAGACUCCCGUAUUCCUAACCUAGUACCCACCAUAUUAGUUCGCAAAGAAGCGUUUUUGGUUAACAUUCUUCAUAUUCGUGCAUUAGUCAAAGCUGAUACGGUCAUUUUGUUCGAUUCUUAUGGUAGCACUGAUUCACGUCUCCACUCCGUAUUCUUAUACCACCUUGAGCACAAUCUAAAAACAAAGGGGGCUGGUCUGCCCUAUGAAUUCCGAGCGUUGGAAUCCAUCCUUUUAUCAGUCUCCUCAGCACUUGAGGCGGAAAUGGUUCUCAUCCGCCAUCUAGUUGGUGGUUUGCUUUCAGAGCUGGAGGACGAUAUAGAUAGAGAUAAAUUCAAGCGGUUACUGCAUUACUCUCGACGGCUUUCCAAUUUCCAAAACAGAGCGAAACUUGUGCAACUCGCGAUUGAAGAAGUGUUAGAACAAGAUGAAGACCUUGCUGCGAUGUACCUCACAGACAAAAAACAAUCGGUACUCCGAAAAUUGAAUGAACACGACGACUUGGAAGUCCUUCUGGAAUCCUUCGCCAAGCAAGUCGAAGAAAUAGCAAAUGAAAGUGAUAAUAUGAUUAGUAAUGUGCAAUCAACUCAGGAGAUUGUAGAGCUGAUUUUAGAUUCCAAUCGGAAUGCUCUGCUCGCUUUGGAUCUUAAAGUAUCCAUUAUCACUAUGGGCCUUGGUGCAGGAGCAUUAGGCGUAGGUGCUUUUGGAAUGAACCUCCAAAACCACCUCGAAGAUAAUUCCGUUGCGUUCAUUGCCGCCACAGGGGUCGUAAUCAGCUUCACCGUAGCCGUUACUGUCAUGGGUUUGCGAAUUCUAUCAAAGAUUCGCAGAGUUGGGCUGGGGUCUGCACAAGGAAAUAGUGUGACAUCAGGAAAACAGAUGGGAAUGCUGGCACGUCUUCGAUACAGGGCUAACAGCCCAGAGGGGAAUUGGCAUUCUUGA